Molecule: messenger RNA, 1068 nt
Organism: Mytilinidion resinicola
Lineage: Eukaryota; Fungi; Ascomycota; Dothideomycetes; Mytilinidiales; Mytilinidiaceae
Product: P-loop containing nucleoside triphosphate hydrolase protein
Exons: 3
Coding region: 1-1068 (355 amino acids)
Molecular function (GO): GTP binding
Source: RefSeq, a predicted model, not a curated record
AUGGAUAGCCCUACUGAUGUAUUCAUCGCUGUGAUGGGUGUGACAGGGGCCGGCAAAAGUACGUUCAUCUCGAAGUGUUGUAAGAAAAGGAUAGCCAUUGGACAUAAUUUACAGGCCUGCACAAGCACUGUCGAUGUCUACCCUUGCAAGAUAAGCGGAUCAACUACUGUCUACCUAGUCGAUACACCUGGGUUUGACGACACGAAUCGAAGCGAUACCGAAGUCCUCAGGGAGAUUGCAACCUGGCUUACAGACUCAUACGCCGCGGAGGUCAAGCUGAAUGGAAUCAUAUACUUGCAUAGGAUCAGUGAUGUUCGGAUGCAAGGGUCGGCAAAGAAGAACCUUUUCAUGUUCAAGAAACUUUGCGGGCCUAACGCGCUCAAGAACGUCAUCCUCGCCACUACUAUGUGGGAUAGCGUCCGUGAGGCUGAUGGAGCGGCCCGUGAGAGCGAGCUCAUAUCGACGCCUGGCUUCUGGGGAUGGAUGGUGAGCCAAGGGAGUAAAGUCUACAGGCAUUCAGGCAGCACGAGAUCAGCGUUCGGACUGAUCCAAACUCUCAUGCAAGAUAAUGCCCGCAUCACUCUUGACUUGCAACAGCAAAUGGUGAACGAGAAGAAGGAUUUGGACGAUACAGAUGCAGGAAAAGAAGUCCAGGCAGAGAUCAUCAAAGAGCGUAAAAAGUUUGAGAAGAUGUUUGCUGAGGUACAACAACAGAAAGAAGAAGCUCUCUAUGAUCAAGAUAAGGAGUCAGCCCGAGCAAUGGCAGAGCUGCAAGAAGAAUACAAUUACCGGAUCGCGCAGCUCGAGAACUCUUCUAAGAACCUGAAGACCAAUAUGGAAAGACUACUCAAAGACAAAUAUCAGAAAUUAGAAGCGAAGAUGAAGGAGCAAGAGGCCCGGCAUGAAAAGGAAGUCCGACGUCUAGAGCGAGAGCGUCAACGGCAGGAGUCCAAACUUAUCCGUGAGAAAGAGGUCGCUAGAAAACAGACGAAAGAGGCCAGACAUCGCGAGAGAGAGGUUCUAGAAGGGCUGCAAAGGCUUCAAAUCAAGAACACUCGUCACGACUGA